AUGACACUCGCAACUCGCAUUACGAAAAUGAACGUUUUUGUACUCUCCAUCGUCACAGUAACUUACGUUGAAUUAGCUACGUCUCAGACGGACCUCAGGUGGAACAAACGUUCGAACAAUUUUGAAGCUAUUUCUCAUGCGACGAUAAGAGAGCAUGGAGUACGAAAAGUCGCGUUGGAAAAGGAACGACCGGACCACCGGGGCAUUUUCGAAUACUACGACAACGAUACGAAGGUCAAAGUUUUAAUAUUAUUUCCAAAACGCAAGAAGCAUUACGAAUUACUGAAAAGUUGUGAGAGGUUGUGGAGUCACGUAGAGUGUGAAAGAGACUUGGCGGUCGUUGAAGAAUACGCUCACCAAAAAUUACAAGUUAUGUACAUCUAUUUAAGUUCUGCCUUCGGUACAUCAUUAUGCUUUUUAAUUUCACCGCUAUUUACGAGUUUCGUUGUGGCCGCUAACGGUACAGUUUUGAUAAGUAAAAGUCUCCCAUGGUCAGCUGGAAUAUUUCACGAUAACGUGAUGAAAUUUUAUAUUUGGUAUGGUCUUCAAGUGCCUGCAACUUUGAGCGUUCUUACAAGUAUAACUUCCAUAAACAUCGCUCCGUUCUUCUACGCUAUGCAUGCUGGGAUUCAUAUGAGACUGUGUCAAAAAAAAUUUGAGAGCGUAAACGAACAAAUAGUAUUUGAAAAAACUUUGACUAAGAACGAUAGUACUUGGAAUGCAAUGAAAAAUAAAUUUUUUCAACAUGUCGUUAGUGGCGUCGUGUAUCACAGUGAAACUUUGCAAUAUUGCCAAGGCAUCGAAGAAAUUUUUCAAUCUGUCAUCUUUACUGAGAUAUUUUCAUCUUUCGUGGCCAUUAGUGGUUACUGUUUCCUCAGUCAAGUCGUGCCCAAAGAAAACCUUCCAAAGGUAGCAGUCUCCAUGUUAGCGUUAAUAAUGGGAAUAUUCCUUUUGUGUUGGCCACCAGACUCACUUCAAGACGAGAGUUUCAAAGUCUCACAUGCAGCAUACAAUCUCCGGUGGUACGAAUGGACGAGAAAAGAAGGCAAACUCGUUUAUAUUAUAAUAGAAAAAUCACAGAAACCUGUAGUUAUAACGGCAAACAAAAUGGUCGUCUUGUCAUUGGAGACAUUCGCAUGGUUUCUAAAAUCAGCGUUCUCGAUGUUCACUCUUCUACAACGGGUGAUGGAAUGA
Venturia canescens is the source of this 1194-nucleotide messenger RNA. Its product is annotated as odorant receptor 2a-like. Gene Ontology annotation, molecular function: olfactory receptor activity; odorant binding. The record is from RefSeq and is a predicted model, not a curated record. The transcript has 8 exons. Bases 1 to 1194 code for a protein of 397 amino acids. NCBI's taxonomy places the organism in Eukaryota, Metazoa, Arthropoda, Insecta, Hymenoptera, Ichneumonidae. Gene Ontology annotation, biological process: detection of chemical stimulus involved in sensory perception of smell; sensory perception of smell. Gene Ontology annotation, cellular component: plasma membrane.